GGGGCACACACCUGUGGAACGUGUUGAUAUCGAUCGUGGUGAUGUGUCGUAUGGUCAAAGUCAUCUCGGUCGUUUCGCAUUAGGCGAAAGACCACUAACCAUCCAACAACAAGCUAGAUUCGCCGGGGAAAUCUUAGGCAGAUCACCGAGUAGAUUAGCAUCGUCAGCACAUGGAUGAAGUGCCCUUAUCUUCCCUUGGUGUCGUAUGACGCGAACGAGAUGAGGCCGCAAAGAGAGACGUGAUCGGUUAAAGGAACUACGUGUACAUCGUCGAUAAAACUUUCGGUUUCGCACCAAUCGGAUUACAUCCUAAAAACUUCGGAGCUGGUCCUUGAAUCGUCCUACCUCCAUCUUUUCUCGUUCCCUUCGUACCACCGACCUCGUCCCAUAUAUCUACUCGUAGGAUAGUACGUUGGUUGUAGUUUUUUUUACUGAGAUUGAGCAUGCAACUGAAACAGCAGACCCAAAUUUCAGACCCAUCACGAUAUUUGAAGGACUCAUGCAAACGAUAUAAGAACUAGCUUGACAACUGACAAAAAUUUACAACAUUCAUUGUCUAUUCAUUAACCUCCUACUUCAACAAUCCAAACCAACACGCGCAGGAAAAAAAGAAAAGAAUCUAAGGAUAAAUUACACAUAGAUAACAUUGAAAACUGAGGAGAAGUUGAAAAUAUCAAAAGUAGCGACUAAACACAGGAGAAAUUGUAAACGAAUUAUAUAUUUGUACAUGUUGUUUAUUGAUUGACUCAUUCAUCAGAAUUUUUGAAAAAGGCAGACCAAGAAGCAAAUAAGGUCUUGCUAAAUCAAUAAGUUCAGGAGACCCGCCAAUUCAUCGUUCAACAUCGUUCAAACAAUGUGGCAAACCCAACAAGAUCAUUAUCUAUCAUUCCCCUACAACGAACAGGAACUGAAACUGUAGCAGAGCAGUCAUCGUAGUCCUCCCUCACUUUCUCAUAUUCCAGCUACAGCGAGCAGCAUAUAAUUUUCACCUCACCACAUGACUUCACAUUCAUGGCAACAUAUCGUCGAGUCUCCUAACAUAUACCACAUUUCCUACUGAACAACAGCUAUACGUUUUCAGUGAAUUACUACAGAUUUAGAAUCAAUCGUAGUUGAAACAAGUUCAUCAUUUACAUUCAUUUUCAAUAGCAUCGAAACGAUAACGAUAUUUUCCUUAUUCAAAAAAACUGUUGAUAAGAAAUAACCUUUUAUGUACGCGUAAGCCGAAUCAAAAAAAAUUCAAUGACUUAGCACAACAAGCAUCGAAAAUUCUAAAGAUUUAAAAUUGAGAUCGAUUAUCAGCUACUGAAAUUGACACAGCAUUUCCAUUUUCACGAUAGUUGAGUGAGUGCCUUUGAUUUAGUUAGCAAAAAUUUGUUAGUAUCUGUUCAUUGUUGUGGGAAGGCUGGUUCAUCCGGUAUUUCAAUUUUUAAACAUCAAGAAUAGCAUUCGCAAGCAUCGAGAUGGUGGAUCCAAACGCGGCUGGCAUGAUGGGCUAUGCUGGCUGGGGCGUUGACCAGCACGCUGCCUGGGGUGGUGACUACUACUGGCAUCAACAGCACGCGCAAGGCACGCCGAUGGAAGGUGGCGACAGCAAGGGCAACAAGGACGCGACCAAGGACAAGACUGACAACAAGCAAGGGGAAAACUCGAACAUCGCUGGGAAUGGAACGGACGACGCAUCGGCGAACAACACGCAGUCAGAUGCAGAGCAAAUGGAUGCGUUCGCAGCCGCGAUGAAUAAGGCUGGAGCUAUGGGUGGCGGAGCCCCUUUUGCAGGCUUUUUGGGCAAUGGCAACAUGAAUGGUAUGUUCAUGAUGCCGGCUGCCGCUUCUCCGUAUGGAGCUGCGCCGCAGUGGGGACAGAUGGCUGGUGCACCCGGUGCUGACAUGAGCUCGCUCUUCGCUGCCGCAAACAUGCAGCAGACAUCGAACAUGAUGUUCCCGGUGCAGCCCGCAGGAAUGUUUCCUGCCGGGUCGAAUGGCAUGAUGCUGCCCUCGACUAUGGCACCUCAAAUGGACGCUUUUGCUGCAGCCUCCAUGCUGCAGAACUAUUCCGCGCCGACUGGUACUACCGAAACCGCUCUGACAGCGGGGCAAGAAGCACCUGUCACGUCUAAAACGAACAGCAAAAAAAGCGGCAAAACUGCCUCGAAGAAGUCGGCGGGUGGGGCGGAAUCUUCUGCGAUUAUGAUCGAAAGUAGUUUCCUAGCUCUUUACAGAAAGGACACGCUGAGUAAUACACUAAUAGAUACAUUGCUUGUGAAAGAAUAUGAAUAAGGUGAAGCAUUUGCAUUGGAUGAUUUUCAGUAAUCAUGCUCACAACUACGACAUGAUUCAUUAUCAUAUGAUCUUCAGGUUCAGGCUGCAAAAUCAACAAGUAGUUACAGUUAUUCUUCACCAGCACCGCGUAAAUUUUGUUCUAAUUUGAUCGAUGUGCCGCCGGGCUUGACGGCGCCCAACACUGGCGGGCAGGUUUCCAAGAUUUCGAGUAAGGAAGGGCGCCAGCAACUGCAGAACCAACUCUGGGCGAUGGCCGCGACGCAGGCGGCAGCCCAACAGCUCCAGCAGCAAAACUAUCAGCUGCAGCAUUACUUGCAGGCCUCCACAUUCAAUCCGAUGUACGCUAUGGGACACACGCCGACAUUUCCACAGAUGCAAACUGCCGGCACGGCAUUUUAUGGACACGAUCAGCACUAGAGGUGGAAAAGGAAAUUUCGAAGAUACAAUCUCAUACUCAUAACUCAUUCAGCGUCAUUACCCUUAGGGCCUUGCUCGUUUUUGAUGUGGAAAUACCAUCUACCUCGAGAAUCGACGUGAUGCGCCACAUAAGCAGGUAGUCACUGGAACUUUCGGGCGUUUCUAGUAUGUAAGUAAAUCUGCUUGCUUGAUGGUCUUCUCCCUUCAUUUUUGUCCGAGCCCCGCAAUGAUGAUGGGCGCGCAAGGCGCUCCGAGUAAUCCCGCCAACAUGAUGACCGGGAACAUGAUGGUUCCGCCGCCGCCGCCGAAAGAACCCCCGACCUCGGAAGACGAAGAAUCCAACCAGAAAGUAAAGAAGGAAAAGCGCCACAUCCACAAUUUCGCCAAGCAGGAAAAAACAUCGAAAAAGGCGAACUACAUUAUGUUGACUGUCGCUUCCUCGUAGAUAACGAUAUCUCUUUCAUCGCAUGCCUAGACGUACCCCAGAUCUCAAGGUGAAUAGACCCGUGGCUUUAUUUUCUGAAUGUGUGUAAAUGUAGGUGUACUAUUUCGUCCGCACCAUCCACAACUAAAAAUAUAAGUACUUUUUAGUAUGUGUAUGUCUUCUUUUUAUCUUUGCUGCGAUGCAUCGUAUGUGAAAACUGAAACAAAGUUUGAAGCAAUGAGUGAGAGUGUAGUAGAAAUCUAAUCCGAAAAGUAAGACUGGUGAGGAAAGCGUCGACAACCUGCCCUGCGUGUAUUCGAGCUCCACCGCUGUGAUCUUCCGUGGAAAAUCGAGCACGAAAUCGAAGGACUACGCUAAGGUACUUAACUUUUUUCUGAACCUGUGGGUUGAUUCAAUAUUGAUUUGUUCAUCUUCAGUGGUUGCAUUUUCAUUUUCUUCUUUACCUCACGCUCACAUACUCUAUUAAUUGAGUCCCAUGAUGCUGUUGCAUAUCUAAUCUGUUGUCCCUCAGGAUGAAAUGGAGCAUGGUGUUAGCAAGAACUCGAUGUCUGGUAAAGACAGCUUCUACACGGCCGAACAGUACUAUACUGCGAAGGGGAAAGGGAAGGCAUCUUCCUACAACAAGAACUUCGCGGCUCCGCAACAAGGAUUGCAGAUGUUUCGUCGUGGUUCUACGGGAAGCCCCACCAUGAUGGGUACGCGACCUGGUGCGCCGCAUCCACAGGUGCAGCUGGAAGCUCUGAGCGUGAAAGUCGAGGAUCACAUUCGCUCCGCCGCCGACUGGGCAGCAUCGAUGCAUCCAAAGCCGGCAUAUGACCCUCUCUCAGAUGCCUCGGGCUGCGUAAUAAAUUUGAAUUUGUCUUUUUCAUCCAGUCUCAACAUGUAAAGAUGUUGUCGACAUCAAUUUAUGUGUAAUGUAUUAAACAAGACGAGAAAAAGAAAAACAGGCUCGUCGAGCAACGUAAUCCGUAUUCGUUCUAGGUCAACAAUAUGAAUAUAUUCUGUCGUAAAACUAGAUGCUCUAUCUUGUAUUGAAACACAUCUAAAUAAACAAGAACUUUGAAGACUCAUUCGCUAGCUGAAACACAGGAGGACCAGGAUGCUGGCGCUUACAGUGGUGGUCCGUCGAAGCGCGAACGCUUUUACGUACGUCGCAAUGAUGGCGAAGGCCAAGAAGAGGUUAUCACGUCGCAAAAAUUUCUCGCCACCUUCCGUGUGGGCAUCCAGAAUGAUCAGCUCUUUGGUGCUGCCAAGCGCAUCAUUGGUCCGGGCGGUCGCAACAUGAAGCUGGUCGCAUCCAUGAUUAUGGGCGGCAAAGUGCGCCUGCGCGGAGAGGGAUUUCAGGUAUUUCAUACAGGAGACGACUCUCCUCACUCUUCUUGCUUAUAAAUAUGUAUCUCAAUCGCUCAAUAUAUAACAAACAUUGAGACUUAAUGUUUGUUAUAUGUUGAAGGAGUACUAGUUCUUGUCUUCAUAAUCUAUCAUUAGUAUCAGGUGGAGAUAUAAGGCCACCAUGAUCAUUUUAGUUGUCUCUCCACCCACUAAUCUACAUCAGGAAAAAGACCACCAUCACCCGUUGCAAUUGAACAUUUCCUGCCCGACCAAGGAAGGCUACUGUCUCGCCAAAGCGCUGGUCCGACGCCUUUUGACGCAGGUAUGUUACAUAUGUAUCCCUGAGAUAGUCUUUUCUAUGCUACGCUUUUGUCCAUGGAUGAACGACAGUCGUAAGAAUACUUAACUGAUCGUGUUGUUGAUUGUCUCCAUCGUUAAUCAUGGUGUCGUUGUAUAUUUAUCUCUAAUAUGAUGUAAAUCAUAAAACUCAUCCACAGUAUCACGAAAUUCUACUCGAACUUUAGGUUGCGACGGACUAUGCAGACUACAUGGCGGUAAAAAAACACAUUGUCGUGCGUCACAACGAUCACCCGAUGAACCCGGAGCUGCCGCGAAACUUUGAGACGAAUUUUAUGCGUGGCUACUACGAAGCCCUUGUCGAGAAGGUACUCUUCCUUGGAUCCUUUCUCUGCUUAAUUACAGUACAUAUAAUACGAAGAAAAUCGUGUUCAUCAUCAUCGUCAUCAUCUUCAUCUUCAUCUUCAUCAUCAUCAUCAUCAUCAUGCAUUUGUUACUCUAUUCGCUGCACAAUAUGAAUCUACUGUGUUUUAGUGAUGCAUAGGAAAAGGCUGGGUAUUUCCAUGAUUUCCUGUGGCACAAGGGCAAUAGUCCUAGUAUUUUAUAAUGGUCGACAUUUUGCCAUUGCCUUUGUCAGGUUGUCUUUGUCACUACCUUGCCGUCGUCGCGUGUGCCAACUUCUUCGGAGGAGGAAAGUGCAGCCUCUGAGCCCCGAGGAACUAUGAUGGUAAUGGAGGCGACUGCGUCGAAAGCAGAUGGAAGCCAGCUGACUUUACGGGAUGGACGUUCCUUACUUGCAUCGUCCUCAUCAACAUGAGAAAGUUCGUUGCGUCAAAUUUAUUUCGGUACUUAACUUUGGAUUUCUGAUUGAACUCUGAAUAUUUUUUUCUGACAACGGAAAGAAUCUUCCGAUUCCAACAGCAACCCCUGGUGCUAUGUAUGGAUUAAUUCUUUUUCUUUCAUUCAUUUUGGCUUAUUUUUUCUCUUCUCGUCUAAUGCUCACCUCGGCGUCGGGCACCGAUGAGGAAGGAAAGAUUGACUACACGAUUAAAGCGCAGCUGAAGGAGGCUGAGGCGGAUAAUGUAAAAAAAUCUUCUUCCAAGAAAUCGAAGGCUUCCAAGACGAGCACGACGGUCAGUGAUCCCGCCGCUAACAUCGCGCCGAUCAAGGAGGAAGAUGCCGCAGCCUCUAUGAAGAGCGCUGUCGAAUGUCAGUGA
Amoebophrya sp. A25 is the source of this 5990-nucleotide messenger RNA. The record is from the annotation of a GenBank genome assembly. NCBI's taxonomy places the organism in Eukaryota, Dinophyceae, Syndiniales, Amoebophryaceae.